Messenger RNA from Phaeodactylum tricornutum CCAP 1055/1, 2566 nucleotides. RefSeq lists its product with no specific name. The coding region runs from base 34 to 2439 and encodes 801 amino acids. NCBI's taxonomy places the organism in Eukaryota, Bacillariophyta, Bacillariophyceae, Surirellales, Neidiaceae. The transcript has 3 exons. Gene Ontology annotation, cellular component: 3-isopropylmalate dehydratase complex. Gene Ontology annotation, biological process: L-leucine biosynthetic process. The record is from RefSeq and is a predicted model, not a curated record. Gene Ontology annotation, molecular function: 4 iron, 4 sulfur cluster binding; 3-isopropylmalate dehydratase activity.
GGAUUUGCAAGCAUACAAGAGAAGAUAAGCACAAUGAGGUUUAGUGGAUCGUUACCGUUCUGCCUGCUUUUAGCGAAUACCGUGGCCUUUGUACCCAAUGCUCGGAAUGCGGCAUUCCGCCCGGUUCCAUCGAGUCUAUUUGCGGCUGGGCCCCGAACUCUUUACGACAAAAUUUGGGAUGAUCAUAUGGUCGACGACGAUGGUAGCUCUUUUCUAAUCUACGUCGACCGCCAUUUGGUGCAUGAAGUUACGUCUCCGCAGGCUUUUGAGGGCCUUCGUUUAGCAAAACGUGGAGUUCGUCGCCCGGACUGCACGUUGGUCACAGUCGACCACAAUGUCCCUACGGCCGAUCGUACCGGUCUCAUUGACGUUGCUACUUUUAUUGAAGAGACUGCGAGUCGUACGCAAGUUAUGACGCUUGAACAGAAUAUUAAGGACUUUGGUCUCAAAUAUUUCUCCUUUGCGGACGAGCGGCAAGGAAUAGUUCAUAUUAUUGGUCCUGAACAAGGAUUUACUUUACCAGGGUGUGUGACUGUUUGCGGAGACUCGCAUACCGCAACUCACGGCGCAUUCGGUGCUUUAGCGUUUGGAAUUGGAACCAGCGAAGUAGAGCACGUUCUCGCUACUCAGACUCUUGCACAGACCAAGACGAAAAACAUGCUUAUCCGUGUCGACGGAGAGCUUGGUGACGGUGUCACAUCCAAGGACAUUAUUCUUCAUAUCAUUGGAGUUAUUGGAACUGGCGGGGGUACUGGAUACACCAUAGAGUUUGGAGGUACAGCUGUUCAGAGUUGCUCUAUGGAGGCGCGUAUGUCGAUUUCAAACAUGGCCAUUGAAGCUGGAGCGCGCGCUGGCAUCAUUGCUCCCGACGAUACAACCUACGAAUAUUUAAAGGGACGCCCGAUGUGCCCAUCUGGCGAAGAAUGGGAGAAGGCUGUCAAAUAUUGGGACUCAAUCCGGUCUGACGAAGGUGCUGUCUACGACAAAACUAUUGUUAUUGAUUCGAAAGAUAUCGCUCCCACCGUUACGUGGGGCACCAGUCCGCAGGACGUUGCUCCCAUUACCGGAAAUGUUCCGAUGAUUCAGGCGGAAGGACAUGAUGCUUCUCGGCAGAAUGCUAUCAAGCGAUCCUUGCAAUACAUUGGGCUUGAAGAAGGUCAGCCUCUCGAGGGUGUCCCGAUUGAAAAGGUUUUUAUCGGUUCUUGUACCAAUGGUCGUAUUGAGGAUAUUCGUAACGUUGCAGCCAUUGCCAUGGGACGCAAAGUUGCCGAAGGCGUUGAUGCCAUGGUCGUUCCAGGAUCUGGUUUAGUCAAAAAGCAAGCGGAAGAGGAAGGUCUUGACAAGAUUCUCAUCGAAGCCGGCUUUGACUGGCGUGAACCUGGAUGCAGUAUGUGUUUAGCCAUGAACCCAGACAAACUCAAACCUCAAGAGCGCUGCGCUUCUACUUCCAAUCGCAACUUCGAAGGCCGGCAAGGAAAUGGCGGAAGGACUCACUUGAUGUCGCCUGGAAUGGCCGCUGCUGCUGCUGUUAGCGGAGUUAUUUCUGACGUUCGAAAAUUCCCGUUUCUUGGCGAUCCGUCGGCCGACCCUCGUUUGGCUUCCAACUCCAAGAGUCGCGUCUUUACUACCGAAGAGCUUGUAUCUCCUGGUCCAGUUAUUUCGCCCCCGGCUCCAUACCUCGAGAAUCUAGAUGCUGAAAUCAAAGGCACAGCCGAUAGUGCUGGCCUUCCCAAAUUUAACUCGCUGACGGGUGUUGCGGCUCCUCUCGAUAUUCAGAACAUUGAUACCGAUAUGAUCAUUCCUAAGGAAUUUCUCAAGACUAUUAAGCGUUCCGGUCUUGGAUUUGCUGCUUUUGCUGAACUUCGGUACGAAAAUGCUGAAGAAGUUGCCACGAUUGGAGAAGAAGUUGCAAAACUUCGUGACGACUUCAUUUUGAACAAGAAGGGAUACGAAAGCACGAAGAUUCUCAUAGCUGGUGAUAACUUUGGAUGUGGAUCAAGUCGAGAACACGCUCCGUGGUCCAUCAACGACAUGGGAAUUCGCUGCAUUAUCAGCACUUCUUUUGCCGACAUUUUCUAUAACAACUGCUUCAACAAUGGUAUGCUUCCAGUGACACUUCCACGUGAUCAAGUGGAGUUUCUGCUCGAGGAUGCUGGUACUCCGGGAACAGAGAUCACGGUCGAUUUGAUCAACCAAAAGGUCGUCUGUGCCAAUGGUGACGAGUUUUCGUUUGAAAUUGAUGAGUUUCGAAAGGAUUGCUUGGUCAACGGAUUGGAUAAGAUCGGGUUGACGCUCGCCAAAGAUGAGAAAAUUUCCUUGUUCGAGACGUCUCGUUCUGCUCAGUUUCCGUGGCUCGAUGGUGCCUCAUUCAAGGUUCCCGAUGUUGUCCCUAUGUACCCUGAUGCCGGAUUCUGGAAACGGGAAGGUGUGGUGGCCUAGUGCAGAGGAAGAGUAGCAAAGCUGAUAAUUUUCGCAAAUGCGUUGACGCCGACGGCCUUCAAAUUUCUUGCUCUGCGGUAAAUCAAUAUAGUUUACAGUUAAGGUAAAAAAGGGAGAAACCGAUACC